Vombatus ursinus (common wombat) is the source of this 6346-nucleotide messenger RNA. RefSeq names its product thyroid adenoma-associated protein homolog. The record is from RefSeq and is a predicted model, not a curated record. Bases 122 to 5434 code for a protein of 1770 amino acids. The transcript has 30 exons. Gene Ontology annotation, cellular component: cytosol. NCBI's taxonomy places the organism in Eukaryota, Metazoa, Chordata, Mammalia, Diprotodontia, Vombatidae. Gene Ontology annotation, biological process: tRNA methylation.
UGCUGAGGCCCAGCCCUUCCUUCGCUGCCUCCUCAGCUGUCAGCUGGAGGCCACAGGCAGCCUAGGGGCCUUCCGCAAGCUGGAGAAGAUUUUGGCCACGUUGGCUGCAGGCGGAGAGAGCAUGGUGUCUGAGGAAGUGGCCAGGAUGCUGGGCAGCUUGACCCAAGGCCAGCAGGCCCUGGCUCUGGGAGAUCUUCGCACAGUGUGCCUAUUUCUGGAGGAGAGCACCCUGGCCAGAGAACACUGGAGACGCGCCCUGAAUCCCCUGCUGGGCAGUGCCGCCUCCACGCUGGCCUCUGUGUUAGAGGAGCCUGCCACAGGACCCUCAGAGCGGGCCUGCCACGCGGUGAAGCUGGCCCUCCAGCUUUUCCAAACCAUGCCGGGGGAGGUGGGUGUCCUGCUCUGGAGUCCAGCGGGCAACAUGGAAGCCCUGGCAAGCAUUCUUCAGUCGCUGGUGCAAGUCAUCAUGGGAAAGGUGGCCAACAAGGAUGCCCGCCUUCUGGCGGGCACGGCCCUAGGCAUGCUGGUGAACACUGCUCCCACCCUAGAGGCAGGAGCCAGGGCUGUGUCUGAGCUGCUGGGGCUGCUCAGCCCAGACCCUGGGGAGCAGACGCUUGGGGGACUCCAAUUGGCUGUGCCCCCUGUGAACACUGACGGGCUGGAGUACCUGGUGCUAAGCCGAGGCCUUCUGACCUCCUGUAGGAGGGAGAUCCUGACCUUCAGGCCUCCUGGUGGGAAGGCCUGCCUGCUGCUCAGAGACCUGAUGCCCCUCAUUGGCCCAGGCUGGAGUGAGAAGAACAUGGACUACCGGGCCUCCCUCCUGCAAGCUUUCUCCCUGUGGCUGCGGCGGGUACGUGAAAGCGCCCCGGGCAUCUGGACUGGGCGACUGCUGAGCGGGGCCUCCCUGGGGGCCCAGCAGCUGACUCAGUUCAUCUGGAGCAACACCAAGAGCCCGCUGGAAGGCCUGUCUGAGGCCACCCUGCGCUCCUUCAGCCUCUUUCUGGAGCUCUAUGGGAAGGAGUGUGAAUACCUCGGAAAUGAUGCAGAGCGGCCUCUCUAUGAUGAGUUCCUGGAGAGGGUCCGGGCUCUGCCCUGGCCAACCAAGGCCCGUUACCCAGCCCUCUGUGCCCUGCUGCCCUUUCUGGGCUCUGAAAGAGUCCUGGCUGUGCUCCCGGAGCUCCCAAAGCACCUCUUGUUCUGCCUCUCCACCAAUCCCCUGAGUCCCCCAGCAGCCGACACAUACUGCUGCUUCCUCCGGGCCCAGCGGGGAGAGUGGGCCACUGCGGAGGCGGGGGCCAGCGAGGGGGCGCUGGCUGAGCGGUGGGCCCGGCACUGGCUGCCCGCUGUGGCUGAGGCCCUCCAGUCCCCGGUGGUGGCCCUACAGGCCCGGGCAGCCAGCUCCCUGCUGCCUCUCACCCUCCAGCUCUUCCCGGCCUCUGCUGGACUCCUGGAGAAGGCUUUUGCAGGCCCAGGGCUGGCCUGCCUGCGGGGGUGGGCAGCCCUGCAGAAGACUCGAAAGGAGCUGGGCCAGGGCCCCCCAGCAGUCAGCCAGAACCCAGGCCGCCUUGCCACGUGCCUGGCAUGUGGGGAUGAGGCUGUGCGCCUGGCGGGGGCCAGCCUCUUGUGUGGGGGGCCUGGCUCUGCCCAGGCCCCUGGCGCGAAGGAGCUGGCCGUCGUCCAGGACUUCCUAUGGCUGAACCUCAGUGGCUCAUCAGCAUCCUUCCGGCAGCUGCUGCAGGCAACUGUGAGCAGGCUCCUCGGCCGACUUCGGGACGGUGCGCUGGCUGCGCUCCGUAGCCAAGGGGCAGCAGGGUCAGGCCCACCCCCAGAGCCUCUCUUGCUCACUGGAGACUUCGUGGAGUGGCUGCUACAGCUCAGUGUCUCCCAGCUGGGCCCAGCCUCGGGCUUCCAGCGCCGAAGGACUGCCCUGCUCCUGCUCACGGCCCUGCUGGUGACGUGCACGGACAGCUGGAGCCCUGAGCGGAAGAAGGGGCAGCCUCCCCCCAACAUGGCGGCUCUGCUGACCUGGGCCAGGCGCAGCGGCCACUGGGACUUCACCUCAAGGGCCACCUUACUGGCCUUGCUCAGUUGCCUUCAGGACGGCACCGGUGAGAUCCGGGAGCCAGCUGCCAGCCUUCUGCUUCUCUACUUUCCUCCUGCUCUGCCCAUAGACCUUGCUGGAGCCCUGUUGGAGCGGGCAUGCCAGGCCUUGAGCAGUGCCCGUGGGCAGGAGGUGGAAGCUGGGGCCCUCAUGAUGCAGACUUUGCUGCAGAAAGUGGACAGCGACACCCUCCAGAACAUAGUCCCCAGGCCCAAGGAGGAGGGCCCAGUCCUGGGCUGCCCCAGCCUCAUUCUCAUCUCCUACCUUCUCCGACUGCUGCAAGAGCGUCUCACUGCAGCCCAGCAAGACCUGCUUCAGGCUGCCUGUCUCCAGCCGCUCCAUGGACCUCUGUGUGCCCUGCGUCGAUGCCUCCUGGAGGCCCCCUGCACGGGACGGUCCAUGCGGCAGGCCUCUACGCAGGGGUCCUGGCAGGAGCUGCUCUUGGCUACCGUGAAGACGCUGGCUGAGGUGGCCUCCUUUCUCCUGGCCGUACUGCAGGGUUCUGGAGAAGAUUUGCAGCCAGCAGCUGCUGCACCUUCCCUGGCCAACAUGGGUUUGGCCAUCAAUGCUGCUGUGUGGCAAGGCAGAGCUGCGGGCCUGAGGUCUGAAGAGGAGGAGGAGGAGGAGGAGGGAGAGCCCCCGCUCUUGCUGUCCGAGGAGCAGGGAUGCAUUCUGACCUGUUGCUGGAUCUCCGCAAAGGAGAUCGGCCUGCUUCUGGGAGGCCUGGCCGAGAAGGUCCUGCUGCCGGCCCUGCCAGCCACUGACUCGAAGCUUCCUCUUUUGCCUGUGGAAGGCUUGCAGACCAUUGUGGCCACCCUGCAGGGGCUGCUUCUCAGGUGCCGCCACUGGGGCGCUCUGGAGGGCUGUGCUGCCGGCCUCACCACGGUCUGCAGGGCAUUGCUGAGCCAGCCUGACCCAGAACUGCAGGAACUUCCCCAGCAGCUACUGUCGCAGGGCCUGGAAUUGCUGAGUGGUCCACGGAACAGCUCCGUGACACGCCGGGCGGCGGGGUUCCCCCUCUUCAUCCAGUGCAUUGUGGCAGGGGAGCCACCGACUGGUGCCCGGCCCCUGUUGACCUGCUGUGUGAGCACGCUGCUUGAGCUGGCCAGGAGGCCCCUGCCUCAGGUCUGGGACCAGACGCUGGACCUGCCACAGGUCUCUGCUCUGCACGUGCUCCAGGCCUUGGUGCGGGGGGCUGGCCUGGGAGCCCCGACGCUGGAAUGGGCCGCUCCUCUUCUCGAGCUGUGUUUAGGGGCACUGGGCUCCCCUUGCUGGGCCAUGAGGAACGCUGGCACCCAGCUCUUUGGUGCCCUGAUAGGCCGACUUCUGGGUCAGAGCCUGAGCCGGGAGGACAGUGGCUCCCACAAAGGCCUGAGCCCAGAAGCUUUCUUCACCCUGUACCCUCCUCUGGAAGCUGUUCUCCUGGCCCCACUGCUCUCUUCCCUGGGGGCCCCAGGGGACAGCUGCCUCCACCCUGCCCUCCACGCCGUCCUCACCCUCCUGGCCAAACUCCAGCCUGGCACAGAGCAUCUGACCAGCCGCACGGCCCGGUUCCAGGAGCGGCUGCUUCAUCUCUCAGCGAGUCCGGUCUAUGCCACGCGGGCAAUGUCCGCCCGUGCCCUGGUGCCCUUUGUGCCUCUGGCGGAACUGGAGGACGUCCUGCUGCUCCUGCUGAGGGGACUAGCGGAGCCUGGCCCCCACAACACACUGCAUGGGCGGCUGCUGCAGGCCCAGGCCCUUCUGGCCCGGGACGGCGCCUGCCGGGCCUUCCAGGGCCUGCAGGCUGUUGUGCGUCAGGUGGAGGCCGUGUUCUGGCUGCUCACGCCUGCCCAGCGCUGCCCACUGAUCCGCUCGGCCUACUUGCGGCUUCUCUCCCUGCUGACCGGCGGCUGCAGCACAGACUUCCUGAGGCAGGUUGAGGCCGCUGUGGCCCAGGAGCUGGGCCCCUGUGGGCCAGAUACUCAGGUGGGUGCCAGCGUGCUGCGACAGGAGAGUGCCAGAUUCCUCUGCAGGGAGGCUGGGAGGCUGGCCGAUCCCAGCCGGACCCAGGCCCUGGGUUCCCUGCUGCGAGGGCCAGACCCGGAGGUGCGCCAGGCUGUCCUGGCCUGGGUGCUGGAAGAAGGGGGCCGCUGCAAGCCCGUGGCCGGCAUUCUUCGGGCCCUGCUGCUGGAGACCCUGUGGCCCGUGCUGCAGGACGGAGGCAGCCCCGAAGGCCUGAAGCUCCACCUGGAGGCUUUGGUGCACCUGCAUGAGGACCCCUCUGCCCGCACUGACCUGCUCUCGCCAGCCCCGCCUCCAGCCUGCCUGGAUAGACUGCUGUCCCUGGUGGAGAUGGCCGGCGCCAGCCCCACCCUUCUGGGCAGGGCGCUGUGUGCCCUCAGCUUGCUCCUGGCCCUGGGGCCCGAGGACCUUCCUGCCCUGGGCCGCUGGAGCCUGGUUCUCGAACGUUGGAGUGAGCCCCGCACCGGUGAGGAUCUGAGACUGGCGGCAGCGCAAUCCCUCCGCCUGGCCGGGGUGCGGGUAGUGGUCAGAGCCUGGGCAGGCCCUGGGCCCUCCCUGGCAGCCCUGGCUCUCCGGCUUCUGAACGCUGGCAUUUUCCUGCUGCAGGACGAGGACCGGGCAGUGAGGCUGGAAGCAUCCAUGUUCGCCAGUCUGCUGGCCCAACAGAUGGGAGGCCAGCCCUGGGAGGCUGGCACGACACUGCAGGCCAACCAGGGGCUGCUCAUUCUGCUGCAGGUCAUUGGGACACACUUUGGGGCCUGUGAGGACACCUGGCCACUUCUGAUGCUCCAUCUCCCCCAGUGUGAUCUGGAGGGCCUCCUGGAGGAGGUGGGCGCUAGCCGGCCCCCCAGCCUCUAUGAAGAGGAUGGAGCCAACUUCUUUGCAGAGCCAGCUGUGUUUGCCCAGAUCCUGCUCCCCGUCCUGCUCCGGCUACUGGACAGAGCUGAGGAUGGAGCGCCCCUCAGGGCCCAGGCCCAGCGGUGGGCAGUGGCUCGGGCCCCCCUGGUCCUCCAAAGCCUCCGGCACUGCUGCCUUUGGUGGAGUCAAGACGAUGCUGGUGCUCUGUUCCUGAAGGCCCUGGGCUGCCCCAAGGUUCACACGGCCCUCACUGUGCUGCUGGUAGAGGCCGAGCUCUUGGUCCGGGUCCUGGAGGCCCCGCAGGCCAGUGGGGCGAUGGUGCCCGGAGUCGGCUGCACUUCUCAGGAGCUGAGACAGGCCUGGGGGAGAGCUCGGGCCCUGCUCACCCAGCACGGCAUGGCUCCCCAGCUGAAGGAUGGCAGGAGACCAGGGCUGGCCGAGAGGCCACGCGCUCUUGUCGAUGGCUCCAGGUGAUUGCCGAAGAGCACAAGGGCUGCCGUGCAUCCUUGGCGGCCCGACGAGGAUGCCUGGGACAGUGUGCGCCAGACAGAGCCCCCCAGGGACUUCUCUGUGGCCCCGAGCACCUCCCCCAUUUGGGGGGGGCGCCCACCUGCUUUGAUGUCCCUCCCCCUCCAAAGCCUCCCGGGACAGAGGCCUGGAGCUGGGGCUCUGAGCUCAUCGGAGAGUUCUGUGGGUCACAGAACAUUAGCCUGGAAGGGACCUUGGAAACCAGUUGAUCCAAGCCCCUCAUUUUACAGAGGAGGAAACUGAGGCCCAGGGAGGGAGGGGAAGAGGCUUGUCCAAAGGUCAUGCACUGAGUGACUGAGCUCUGUCAUUGAUGAUGAUCAAUCAAUCAACAAUCAAUAAACAUUUAUUAAGCGCCUACUAUGUGCUACUACAUGAUGGUGAUGACAUUCCCAAGGUUAGAAAGGGCUCAACUCACAGCCGCCCUGGGACGUCUGUCGGUGGCUCAUGCUACUCUGAUCACCCCCAUUUUGCAGAUGGGGGAGCUGAGGCUCAGUGGGUACAACCAUUUGUCCACAAUCACGGAGGUUGUCCGUGUUAGAGUUAGAAUGUGUGUCCAACUGAAAAGCCAGCGCCCUCUCCCUUAUGCCCCAUGCUGUCCAGGCUUCGCUUCCUCCCAGAAAAUGGGAUUAUCUCAGGUUCCCUCCUGGCCCUGACAGUCCAGGUCCUGAGGCCUCUCAAGGCUCCGUCUGGGGAAUGGAGGGAUCGUAUGAGGUGAUCUCUAAGCACCGUCCAGGUUCAUCAUUGGGUGAUACUGGCCGGGCGAAGCAAACAUGUGCAUGACUCGGUGUUCCUGCAGAGACCACCUGGGUUCAGAUAGAAGCAGCUCUUUCCUGGCCCUCCCCCCACCCCUAAAUCUGA